AUGGCGCUGUUCAAAAAGUUCUUCUACCGGAAGCCGCCGGAUCGACUCCUUGAGAUCUCCGAGAGGGUCUUUGAGAACGGGAAACGCGGAGCCAGAAGAUAUCUCCAGUAUGUUUCCAGAAGACAAUUGGGUUCUGAGUGGCCUCCACAAGAAACACCCUUGCUUUUGGACUAUUUGAUCCUCAGAAACCUUCCAUUGUUUGAUGGUGGAGAAGGUUGCAGGCCUAUUGUUCGUGUCUAUGGUCCAGACCCUACAAGACCUGACAAUAGUAGCUCUAAAAUUCUUUUCCGAACUCCAGGUUCCCUCGUUCAACACUACCCGCAGGCAGAAUGUACGCUCGUGAAAAUUGAUAUCCAUUGUCGUGUUCAAGGGGAUAUUGUUCUUGAAUGCAUACAUUUGAGUGAAGAUUUAGUUGGGGAGGAAAUGAUGUUUAGAAUAAUGUUUCAUACUGCAUUUGUUCGCUCAAACACAUUGAUCUUGAGUCGUGACGAUAUUGAUGUUGUGUGGGAUUCAAAGGAGCAGUUCCCCAAGGACUUUAAAGCAGAGGUGCUUUUCUUGGACGCUUAUGCUCUUGUACAUAAUCUAUCCCCAAUCAACGUAAGCCGAGAUGUAAAUGACAGUGAGAGUGAUUCACCGGAUGAGUUUUAUGAAGUGGAAGAGAUCUUUACGAAUGCAAUUGAUGCACUUGAAGGUAGAGGAGAAUUUGGCUCUCCUAUGGUCCGUGAUGAUAGAAGUCAUAUAGACAUUUGGAAAGAUUCUUCAGAUCCUCAAGCUUCUACUUCAGAUGAUGGGAGUCACCAACAUAUGGUCCGUGAUGAUAGAAGUCAUAUAGAUAUUGAUCCUCAAGCCUUUACUUCAGAUGAUGGGAGUCACCAACAUAUGGUCCAUGAUGAUAGAAGUCAUAUAGACAUUUGGAAAGAUUCUUCAGAUCCUCAAGCCUUUACUUCAGAUGAUGGGAGUCACCAACAGGAGGUUGAAAGGGUACAAUCCGAUAUUAAUACAGUUAAAGACAUUGCUGUUGCCUCUACUUCAGAUGAUGGGAGUCACCAACAGGAGGUUGAAAGGAUAGAAUCCAGUAUUAAUACAGUUAAAGAUAUUGAUGUUGAUGAUGUCAAAUACAAGUUUCAAGAAAUAGCAGAUUUGGAUCCUCAUGAGGUUAAAGAUAUUAUUGUGGAUGAGGUCGAGAUUAAGUCGAAUUCAAUUGCAGACAAGAUGGAUUUAGAAGAUGAGAUAACAAUUAUAAACAAGAAUUUUGAUGAAAGGGAAGAAAAGCAUGAUCUUUCUAUGUCACAUUCUGAUCAUAAACUACAUCCAUCUACUGAAAAGAAGCAUCAUUCUCCCAAGUUAAAGAUUAAACAUCAUGAACAACAUAGUCACGAACAACAUGGUGCUGAGACAAAACAUCGCCACGAACAACAUGGUGCCGAGGCAAAGCAUAAACACGAACAUAGUGUUGAGGCAAAGCAUCAGCACGAACAACAGGGUGUUGAGGGAAGACGACAUCAUCAGGAACAUAAUGAACAUCAUGGUCACGAGGGAAAGCAUGCAAAGGCAAGUGUAGCAGCUAAGUGGAUUCCAAGUAACAAGGGUUCUUACCAGGAUUCAAUGCAUGUAUAUUAUCCAGCGUCAAGCCCCCAUUACGUACCAAUGAGUCCUCGAGGAAGGUCUCAUAGUAUUUCCCAUCUUUCUGAGUUGAAAAGUCCUAAAGGGAGGAGCACUUCAAAAUCUUUAGAACAUAUAGAACUUGAUACUACCUCUCCAUCAUCAUCCUCACCUUCACUUAAAGACCCACCUCUUGAGUCAACCACUCAAGAACCACACCUUAAUUCAAAUCCAAUACUUCUGCCAGUACCUCCUCCACCCCCACCCCCACCCCCAUCUAUUGGGGAAUUAUCAAAUGUAGUCUCCCUUUCUAAUUCACCACCACCCCCUCCACCUCCACCUCCACCACUACCACCACCUUUUUCAAAAUAUGGAGUUCCAACAAUUCCUCCACCUUCCCCUCUCUAUAUUCCCUUUACACAAGAAGAUCCUAGACAUCUUCUCUUGCCAACCUCCACUACAUCAUUUCAAGUUCCACCACCACCACCUUUACCACCAUCAUCCUUGACUUUACCAUCCUUCACUAAUGUAGAUAGUAAUCCACCACCACCCUCUCUUUUACCUGAAUGUCUACCAACACAACCUCCAUCUCCCUUGAUUACAUGUCCACCACCGCCACCGCCACCGCCACCACCACCGCCACGGCCUCUACCCCCACCCAUUUCAAGUAAGGCUUCACCGCCACCACUACAUUCUUCUCCAUUAAAUGAAUUACUUGAAACACCACCACCACUAUUUCCUUCAUCAAGUGGAGCACCACCUAUACCACAACCUCCUCCACCAACACCAGCACUUCCUUCAUCAAGUGGAGAACCACCUGCUCCUCCAUCAAAUGCACCACUAUCAACACCACCAUCACUACUUGCUUCAUCAAGUGGUGCACCACCUAUACUACCACCAGCUCUUCCUCUAUCACACGAAGCAGCAGCACCACCACCAUCACUUCCUUCGUUAAGUGUAGCACUACACAUGCCACUACCUCGCCCUCCUCCACCAAUUUAUAGAAAUCAACCUCCUCCACCUCCUCCAAUGAAUGAAUCACCCUCUCCUCCACCCACUCCUCCGCCUACUCCUCCGCAACCUCCAAUGCAUGCUAUAUCCCCUCUGACAAUGCAUGCAGCACUAUCUCCUCCCCCACCUUCUCCGCCACCUAGUGCUCCUCCCUCACCUCCAAAGCCUGCAGCACUACCUCCUCCUCCACCUUCCACGCAUGCAGCACCAUCACCUUCGUCAGCUCCGAAUCAUACAACACCACCUCCAAUGCAUUCAGCACCACCACCUCCGCCACCUCCUCCCCCACCCCUAAUGCAUUCGGCACCACCACCUCUGCCACCUCCAACGGUGCAUGCCGCGCCACCUCGGGUAAAUGCAGCACCACCUCCUCCGCCACCUCCUCCACUUCCAAUGUCAGGAGCGCCACCACCUCCACCACUUCCAGAAGGCCGUGGCCCACCUCCGCCACCUCCAAUGCCCAGAGCACCACCGCCACCUCCAAUGCCCGGAGCGCCACCACCUCCACCACCUCCAUUUCCCGGAGCACCACCGCCACCUCAGAUGCCCGGGGCGCCACCUCCUCCACCUCGAAUGCCCGGAGCGCCUCCACCUCCUCCAAUGCCUGGAGCACCUCAGCCACCUCCACCUCCAGAUGGAGGUCGAGGACCAGGCCCUCCUCCGCCUCCUCCUCCUGGAAGUCGAGGACCAGGCCCACCUCCGCCUCCUGCUCCUGGACGUGGUGGCCCAGGCCCACCUCCGCCUCCUGGUAGUCUUCCAGGUGGUGGACCUCCACCGCCUCCCAUGGGAAGAGGUGGUGGAGCUGCUAGAGGGCGUGGGCUCACACGUACUACAGCGAUGCCUCGACGAUCCCCUUUUAAGCCUUUGCAUUGGAGUAAGGUUAGCAGGGCAAUGCAAGGGAGCUUAUGGGAAGAAUUGCAAAGAAGUGCGGAACUUCAAACUGCACAAGAGUUUGACGUUUCAGAGCUGGAGAAGCUUUUUUCUGCAAGUGCUCCAAAAGCUGCUGAUAAAUCUGCCAAAUCCAAAGCUGCUGCACCCAAAACUGAUAAAGUCCAGUUGAUCGAUUUACGAAGGGCCUAUAAUACUGAAAUUAUGCUCACAAAGGUUAAGAUGCCACUUCCUGACAUGAUGGCAGCAGUGCUAGCCAUGGAUGAGACGGUGUUAGAUGGUGAUCAGGUGGAAAAUCUCAUCAAAUUUUGUCCUACUAAAGAGGAGAUGGAAACUUUGAAGGGAUACACUGGUGACCCGGAGGCUUUAGGAAAAUGUGAACAGUAUUUUAUGGAGCUGAUGAAAGUGCCAAGAGUGGAGGCAAAAUUAAGAGUGUUCUCUUUCAAGAUUCAGUUUGGGACUCAGGCUGAAGACUUCAAGAGGAGUUUAAACACUGUGAACUCUGCCUGUGAUGAGGUCCGAAAUUCAGUUAAACUGAAGGAGAUUAUGAAGAAAAUUCUUUAUUUGGGUAACACAUUGAAUGAAGGCACUGCAAGGGGAGCUGCAGUUGGGUUCAAGUUGGAUAGUCUCUUAAAGCUUACUGACACUCGAGCUACUACGGGUAAAAUGACACUGAUGCAUUAUCUUUGCAAGGUCCUGGCUGAAAAGUCUCCAUCACUCCUUGAUUUUCACCUUGACCUAGUUAACCUGGAAGCAGCCACUAAGAUACAAUUGAAGAUGUUAGCAGAAGAAAUGCAGGCACUCAUCAAGGGAUUAGAAAAGCUUAAACAGGAGCUUGCUGCAUCUGAAACUGAUGGCCCCGUGUCUGAUGUUUUCCGUAAGACACUUAAAGAAUUCCUUUCUAUAGCGGAGUCGGAGGUGGAAUCUGUAACAAACCUAUAUUCUUCAGCGGGUAGAAAUGCAGAUGCACUUGCACUAUAUUUUGGUGAGGAUCCAGCUCGCUGUCCAUUUGAGCAAGUUACUGCUACUCUCUUGAAUUUUACAAGACUGUUCCGAAAAUCACAUGAUGAAAAUGUCAAACAAGCGGAGGCAGAUAAGAAGAAAGCGGAGAAAGAGGCUGAAAUGGAGAGGGAGAAGGCUAAAGCCGGGACGCCAAGAAAGGGAGACGGCCAGACACCGAGGAAGUUUGAUAGAGACAUGGAUGGCCAGACGCCAAGGAAGUCUGACAUGGAUGGCCAGACACCGAGGAAGUUUGACAUGGAUGGCGAGACACCGAGGAAGUUCGAUAGAGAGAUAGAUGCGGAGACACCAAGAAAGGGUGACAAAGAGAUGGAAGAAAGCUGAGAAAGCAAAGGAGAAGAAAGUAUCCUCCCUUUUCCAAGAUGGACAAGUCUAUUUGGCCUCUUAAGGCUGGCGAAAUAGCUAGCCACUUUGAGAGCUUCUGAGAUGAUUCUCUGAUGGCAUGUUGUUGAAUCAGAAUUCCAUUGAUCAUCAUCAUCUAUGGCUCCACACUCUGGUGAUCAGCGCGGGUUCUUCAGAUGCUAAUGAAUAUGAUGGACGGAUGUAAGAAGAAGAAAUCUGCUUCCGCGUUCAUCCUUCCUGCACCAGAGCCUCAUGCCUUGGGAUUGUGAAGCACCAAAGUCCAUCUCAUCAGUAGUACCAUGAAACCUUGUACAAAGUUGUAACCCCCCCACUACUUUAGGAUCCAAAUUCUUUCUAAUGUAACAUAGAAAUUAGAGAUUUUGGUAGGAUAUACUUAAGAUCAUGUUGUAUAGGUGUCAGGUUAAGAAACAGAAUUAGAAAAUCAGGUCUCUGUACUGUAACUGUAAUAUAAGUGAAAAGCAGGCCAAAGUUAUAGAUGUUAGUAAAGUGUAAUAGGUA
This is a messenger RNA of Arachis duranensis, 5382 nucleotides long. RefSeq names its product formin-like protein 14. Lineage: Eukaryota; Viridiplantae; Streptophyta; Magnoliopsida; Fabales; Fabaceae. Bases 1 to 4845 code for a protein of 1614 amino acids. The transcript has 19 exons. The record is from RefSeq and is a predicted model, not a curated record.